AUGCUACCGUCGUCAGUCGACUUGCAACUGUUGUUGCCUUGUCUUGAGCCUCGGGGGCUCAACCAGCUCAACCAGGUUCCGGAUUGGUCGGAAGAUGAUCCCUUCGUGUCUUCCGUCGUGUGUGCACACGCCAGUCUGGUCGGUAGUUCAGUUUGUCGCCUGGUCUACCGGUUGUCUGCCGCGAUAGCAGCAAAUGAUACCACGGCCCAGGUACACGACAAGCCGGGCGCGAACCAGCGUCGAGAGUACGCCUAUCCUAUCGUUGUUCUGCUGACCUUUGUCGACAUGGCACCGCACACAUGUUGA
Molecule: messenger RNA, 306 nt
Organism: Protopolystoma xenopodis
Lineage: Eukaryota; Metazoa; Platyhelminthes; Monogenea; Polystomatidea; Polystomatidae
Source: the annotation of a GenBank genome assembly